CCAUUUAGAAGGAUGUUAAUGGUCAUGAGGGACAUGCCAUGGAGUUUUGAAACAUGUGGCUACUAGCGGGCCCUCUAAAGCUAGAUACGUCUCGGCCAUUCAAGCCUUUCAUCCAUUUUAGGUUUUGCACACCCCCAUCCAACUCCGCCCUUCGCCACCAUCAAUUCUUCCCAUUGACGCUUCUCUCGGCUGCACUUUUCAACUUCAAACGUUUUGCACAAAAAAUGAAGAUCUUCAACUGGGUGCACCGCAAGUUAAAUUAUAAAGGAAUUAGUGGUAAUGAGAAACAAAAUGCCAAAGACACUGAUAAAGACAUCCUACUUGAAGACAUUGCACUUAGUGAUAUGCUCGAUGGUUGGAAAGGAGGAAUACUAACAAUUGGAACAUUUGGAUUCGAUCGGAUUAAUAUUGAAGAAAAAGAGUAUCUACAUAGGGAUGAGAAUGAGGAUGAGGAAGAUGAAAGUAACGUGACUGACGAAUCAGAAGAAGACGACGACGAGGACCAAGAGUCGAACCCAUUGAUGCAUGCAGCUUAUUCACAUGAGGUUGAGGGUUCAACCUGUAAUAAUGCUGCAGAGGACACAAUUAAUGGCAUCAUUGAUUCAGAUUUCGAUAUGAAGAACAUGAAGAAAGAGAGAAUUACACUUGCAGAUUUGUUCUAUGCUGAUUGUGAUGAACAGGAAAAGUACAAGAAAAGUAAGGGAAAAUUAUUCGAGCCAGAAUACAGUAAGAAAUUAUCUGCUCCAGAAGCAAAUUAUAAGCAGGGACGUACUUUCGCCAAGAAAGUUGUCCCACGAGUUGUAGAAGAUUCUCGUCCUAUCAAAAAACUGCACCAACUGAUGACAAGAAUGUUGAAGAGAAAGAUUCAUCCAGACAUCGGAGUAAAGAUUAAUACGGACAAAAAUCAGAAUACUAAAACUAAAGUUGCCUAUAAAGAUGGCAAAAUCUAUGAAUCCAUUUCACUUCUUCAAUCUCAAGACGUCAACAUGUAACGAUAUUAGUAAUAUUGACGGGAUGUUGUGAAUCGAUUCUCUCUCUCCUUCCUCCAAUGAGAAUGAAUCAUUAUUAAGUAAUGUAAUAUUUGGCUUCUUAAGUAUUAUUGUUUUCCAAAUUAUUUAUAUGUACCAACACUAGAUUAUGUGAAUGUGCUUUGCCUUUA
Messenger RNA from Olea europaea var. sylvestris, 1159 nucleotides. RefSeq lists its product as uncharacterized. Gene Ontology annotation, biological process: morphogenesis of a branching structure. The record is from RefSeq and is a predicted model, not a curated record. The coding region runs from base 54 to 992 and encodes 312 amino acids. The transcript has 5 exons. NCBI's taxonomy places the organism in Eukaryota, Viridiplantae, Streptophyta, Magnoliopsida, Lamiales, Oleaceae.